Molecule: messenger RNA, 1386 nt
Organism: Rosa rugosa (rugosa rose)
Lineage: Eukaryota; Viridiplantae; Streptophyta; Magnoliopsida; Rosales; Rosaceae
Exons: 2
Coding region: 1-1386 (461 amino acids)
Source: RefSeq, a predicted model, not a curated record
AUGGAUCAAAGCCUAAAAUUAGCUAGUGUAUCUUGUAACCAGGAGAGAAGUAAGUUUGAGGAGUUGCCGGAUUGCAUUCUGGAAUCCAUAGUUUCAUUUCUCCCGCUAAGAGAUGCAAUGGAGAGUAGCAUGAUUUUCCGAGGGUUGAAGCACAUUUGGUUGAAUUCAAUACAAACAAGGCGCAAUCUUGUAUUUGAUGUUCCAAACAUUUACGGUAGUUGGAGACAACCAAGAAAAGAUGAUGAAGACUUUAUAAGACGUGUGGAUCAAUUUUUGGAGCGUUACCCGUUACCAAGAAUGGGUGUUCAAGAGCUUCGUCUCCCUAUGCCGACGAAUUUUGGUCCUUUGUAUAAUGAUGAUUUCCCUCACCAGUUACUGUCAGAACAACAAGUGAAGGCUGUUGCUCCUCUAAAGCUAAAAUCUUUGUCCUUGAAAGGAUUUCGUCUAAGAGUUCCUCCUGAAUUUGACGGAUUCAAUCAGCUCACUACUCUUUGUCUACAUUCGGUUAAGGUUGAUGGAAUUUUUAUGUCACAUCUCUUCUCUCUUGGUUCUUUCCUUGAACGCUUGACCUUAAAGAAUUGCACAUGGGAGUACUUCUAUUCACAUCUGAAUAUUGUUUCUGGUCGUCUGAAUGAUUUCAAACUGAUCUCUUGUACUGAGCUAGAAAAGAUCGAGAUUUCUGCACCAAAUCUUGCCUCCUUAGAAUACAUUGCUAAAUCCGUGUAUCCUCCAUCAAGUAUUGUUUUCGUCAACACUCCAAAGUUAGCAAAAUUAUUGUAUCUCACAGACCUAAGCACAACAGAUCCUACAUUAUUGCCUCAAACACUAAGACAAUUAAUUCCAUCGUGCCCUGCACUUGAGACGCUUGAUCUACAGAUGUGUGCCGAAAGACCCCAAAUCGGCAGCUUACCAACAUUUGGAAAUCUCAAGCAAUUGAACUUGCAAAUCAAAAGAGGUUAUUACAAUAGCAUCCCUAUUCAUCUGAGAUGUGUUGUGGACCUCCUCAAGGUUGCACCCCUUUUGGAAGAGCUCACAAUAACGAUAGAGGGACAAAGGGAGUUUGAUGAGACUGAUCAUCAAGAGAUAAGGAACCUUGAUUGUGGAUUCACACACAACCAAUUGAAGAAAGUUAAGAUGCAUGGGAUCCAAGGUAAUUGGUAUGAGAUAGAGUUUGCUAUUUGGAUUCUAAAGAAUACUACAAACCUUGAGAUAAUGGUUAUUGAUCCCAAUUGGAAACGCUACCUUGGUGAUGGUGAUUAUAUUGAGCUUAAUCAUUCAACCUGGCAAAAAGGAAGACACAGAGCUGUUGUCCGAGAAAAACUAAAGGAAGUAAAAACUGAUGCUCGAAUUAGAAUUCUCAACCGGUGGUCCUUACCAGAAAAAUAA